Molecule: messenger RNA, 528 nt
Organism: Plasmodium gonderi
Lineage: Eukaryota; Apicomplexa; Aconoidasida; Haemosporida; Plasmodiidae
Product: U2 small nuclear ribonucleoprotein A'
Exons: 5
Coding region: 1-528 (175 amino acids)
Biological process (GO): mRNA splicing, via spliceosome
Molecular function (GO): protein binding; U2 snRNA binding
Source: RefSeq, a predicted model, not a curated record
AUGAGAAUAACUGUCGAUAUGAUAAAUGAUGCAUAUCAAACAAAAAAUCCAGCUAACGAAAACACUAUAUCGUUAAGAGGAAAUAAAAUAACGGUUAUUGAAAAUUUAGGGGUCACGAAAGACUAUUUCGAAUGCAUAGACCUUAGUGAUAAUGAAAUAAUUAAAUUAAAUAACAUCCCAUAUUUACAAAGAUUAAAAACGUUAAUAUUAUGUAACAACAAAAUAGCCAGGAUUGAUAAUGAUGUGUUUGAAAAUAUACCAAAUUUGAAUUCUCUAGUUUUAACAAAUAAUAAGAUAGAAAAAUUAGCAGAUCUCAAUUCUCUCUUUAAGGCCAAAAACUUAACAAGACUUAGUUUGUUAGAAAAUGCCGUAUGCAAAUUAGAAAGUUAUCGUGAGUACGUAAUAUACAAUUUACCAUCCUUGAGGUACUUAGAUUUUAAAAAAAUAAAAACGAAAGAUCGAGAAGCUGCAGCAGAAGCGAUGAAGAAUUUCAACCAAGAUAACAAAGAAUAUAUUCAGUCUACCUAA